This is a messenger RNA of Bactrocera latifrons, 7504 nucleotides long. RefSeq lists its product as uncharacterized. The record is from RefSeq and is a predicted model, not a curated record. Lineage: Eukaryota; Metazoa; Arthropoda; Insecta; Diptera; Tephritidae. Bases 18 to 6179 code for a protein of 2053 amino acids. The transcript has 2 exons.
AAUUAUAAAUGUGAACAAUGUCUCAUCGGCUCUUGACGGUUGAGAAAAACGGGCAUAUACCUCAGGCUCGGACCACAAACGCUUGCGUUGAAAGCGAAAUAACACGUCAAAAAGGCGGCGGAAGGAGACAUUACGAAGGUGAAAAUUAUGGGGGUCAAUAUGAACGCGGUUAUUCUACUUGCCGUAACUCGAGGUACGCAAAUAACAGUGAUAGUAGCGAUGGGGAGACGGAGAGUGACUCCGAAGUUACUGUAACGACAAGCAGCAGUAAAGGUAGGCAGAGAAAAUGUAAUAAUCGCCGUAGGAUCCGAACACAUUAUGACUCGGUCUACAAAGCCGAUGACGAAUGCAACUACAAGAGGAGAAGGAAUGCGGUAGACACCCAAAAUUAUAUGCGUGUUUCAAGGGAGCAUCCACCAGCGGCUUCUAACCCUCAGCGGCCACGACCAACAGCAGACGGAACAAGUGAAAAUUAUUUAGAACAGACUGCUAACCAGCCAGCAAUUAAAAAUACGGCUCCUAACGCCGCAACUAUUAAGGAAAACCCUCGCGCCACGAAGGCAAUGUUGAGAUUUAUGGAUAAAUUAUUUCGCACUUUGGGUGAUGUGACGGAUGGAACGGCAACAAAUAGGAUUGCCCCACCACGGGAGGCAUAUGCGCCAAAGGUGCCAGCAAUAAUAGGAAAUACGAGUAUCACAAAUCAAGACGGGCGUAACGUUAGGGAUAUACCACCGAACACGCCCCAUUAUGAACAGAAUUAUGCGCACUUUGGGAUGCAAUUGCCGCAGCAAAUAGUCUAUCAAACGCAUAUAACGCAUUUACCCACUCAAAACACGCGUUAUCCAAGUUUUAACAAGAAUUGCAUGUGCGCACAAAAUACGGAGGCUGAAAAGACAUCUGGUAAAUGUAUGCAACAAGGAGAAUAUAGUCAAAUACCAUUUCCACAAUAUGCAUGCAUGCCUUACGCACAACCUUCUCCAAUGCCGCUACGUUCAGGCUUGGCGCAAGAGUAUAUGCCUGGAGCAAGCAGACAACCCGUAGCAUGCACCCCACCAUCAACAGGCGCAGCCUCGAUACGAACUCUACCGCCAGACAUAUAUAAAUCCCAUGUCGAGGAAUAUGUGCUCUCACGCACACCACAAGGGCCGGCGUUACAAAAGACAGUGCCUACUGUAGAAUCUCUGGAACAGUCGAAUAUGCGUGCAGGAACACCAACGCAGUUUAGUCAACAAUUCUCUGAAACACAACAACCUACGCAGCCAAUUUCAGCCGAAGGAAGAAAGCUAAAUACCGAAUUCAGUUUGCUCAGAAACUCAAGUGAGCAAAGCCACCAGACCAGGCAGCCAGCAAGUGCGUUAAACCAAUAUGUAACGGUCAGUGAUGGAAUCAAUAUUAGCGGAACUGCCCAAAACAUCAAUGAGCUUCAAUAUUUAGAGACACAACUGACAUCCAAUCAAUAUCUGACUUCGGACGGUCAAAUAGCAGAUGCCACUCUAAGUCGAACCCAAAAAGCAGAAAAUGUGUAUAGCCUUGGUAACGAGUCCCUUCAACCAACAAAUCUUCCAAGCCAAAAGUUGGAUUCAUCCAUAAACAAUCCUACUAUGGAUACCUAUUAUAAAGGUUUGAGGCAAUUUGCAGGAGUAGAAAAUUCGGUCGAAGGUCCUGAGAAUUACAACGUUAUCAAUAACGAUGGGUUGAAGGAGAGCAAUGGAAAAAGCAGCGAUCUCAUAGACGUUAAAAUUAAAGCGAACGAAAUUCGAAUAAUUGAACAAGAAGAAGUGAAGCAUAUCAAUAGCCAAACUCUGGUAGACGAAGCAAAUCACGGAAAUCAAAAAGGCGAGCAAAUUAAAGAAGGCGGAAGUAGAAAGUCAGAGAAAGCGAGUCGCAAGAGCAGGAAAGGCGAGCCAAUGAGAACUAACCGCGAAGGAAAAAGUGGGGAAGUUGCAGCCAACAAAAAGUCUAAACCAAAUAGAGAAAGCAAGUACAGCAGCAAAAACGAGAAUACACCCGAAAUGAAUGAGGAAUUCAGUACAGAUAAAGAAAUGCAGAGACAAACUUCAAGUGGUAGCUGUUACAGCGAUUAUUUACGUGAAUGCUUACGCAGAAAACGCGAUAAGAAUAAAAACCAAAGAAAAAACCAACGUCACGGCGAUUCUUUUAGCGACAGCGAUGAUGAAACCUCUAACGAUUACUCGGAAUACAGUAGUUACAACGAAAGAAACAAGCGCCGCAAGCGUCACGGAAAAUAUGAGCCCACGGAUAGUGGGAGUGGCGACGAUAUGCAAUAUAGUCUAAGUCGCACCUCAUGCAAAGAACUUAAAAAGUGUUGCAGUCGCAUUGUGGCAAUUUGUCGAAUGGCUAGAGACACAGCUGGCACACAGACGGAACAAUGGGAGGACAGCGCGUCACUGCCGUUACAGAGGUCAAAUAAAUUGGUUGAUGGCUUACCAAAAAGCUUAGCAGAUGGAUUGGCAGUGGCGAAUCCAAGUGUCGUGAAACAAAUUAUGCAGCUCAAUCGGGAUAGAAGAAAGUGUAGAGUUUGCGCCUGUGGUCUGUUGGACGAAAAUGGCGCGCCAGUAGUGAACGACGACAUGUAUAUAUUAAAAUUUGAGGACAAUGAGCCCAAGUUAACCUCGCGAAUGUGCCUGGAACAUAAGUCACGCUGCAAAUGCAAUUGCGGCUGCAAGUUAUCGGAUACAGAAUCGGAAAUCAUAAGAGAGAUAAUAAGGAAAAAGCGUUUGCAAGAGAAAUCAAAGCGCAUAAAUGCGCUAAGGGUGAACAAGUAUGACUCAUGUGAUUGUCAUUCGGCUUGCGACUUCGUGGAUGAAGAAGAUGAACGAGAGUUUAUCGCGAACUUGCUGAGAAAGCAGCGCAGAAACCGUGAUCGCGAAAGAGACAGAACACAAGCACAAAAUAUGUAUGAAAAUUGCGUAUGCGACUGCGCUUCGAAAGCUAAGGAGCUCGCCACAGAGAUUAUGCAUGAAAUGGUUAAAAGUCACAUACAAAAAAUUGUUGCAGACGAAUUGCAGAAUAAAACAAAUUCACAUGAAAAUCGGAAAAGAGUUUGCACUUGUAACUUUGCUGAAAGACCAACAGCCAGACCUAAAACAGAAGAAAUCAAACAACUAGCCGGUGUAUGCAGUUGUGGUGCAGGCAAAUGUUCAACAUGGACACCUAAAUGCAGCAAAACAGGACCACAAACAUUUGAAUGUACUUGUGAACCAGACGAUAUCCCAACAGUCCAGUCUGAAACAGAGGGAGUCCAACCACAAGCUGGUGUAUGUACUUGUGAUUAUAACGAAAACCCAACAGUCAGGUCCAAAGUUGAAAGAACUAAGCCACAACCUGGAGCAUGUACCUGUGACUGUAAUGAAAACCCAACAGUCAUGCUUAAAGGUGAGAGAAUGAACCCACAAUCAGGUGUAUGUAGUUGCGAUGUCGACGAAAUUGCAGGCAAAAGCUCAACAUGGACACCUAAAUGCAGGAAAACAGGACCACAAAAAUUUGAAUGUACUUGUGAACCAGACGAAAUCCCAACAGUCAGACCAAAAACAGGGAAAGUUCAACCACAAGCCGGUGUAUGUACUUGCGAUUCUGACGAAGCCCGAACAGUCAGGCAUAAAAGUGGGAGAUCUAAAGCACAGAUGUUCGAAUGUACUUGCGAAACAGACGACAGUUCAGCAUCAGCACCUAAAAGUGAGAGAGUUGCUCCACGAACUGGUGUAUGCACUUGCGAAUCAAACGAAAUCGCAAUAUCGGUACCUAAAAGUGAGAGAACGAAGCUAAGAAAUUUUGAAUGCAUUUGCGAUCCAAUUGAAAGCAGAACAGUGACACAAACAUUCACAAGAACCAUAGAACUGCAAAGUGGAGGCCCCACCAACAACGAAAUGUCUAGCUCGAAGCGUUACAGCAACGGCAACCCAGAGCCGGCAAAAAAGAAGAGAAAAUCGAUUAAGAAACAAAGCAGAAACAGCAGGGGCAGUAAAUCAGCUGAAGAUAGCGAAAACGAAUAUAUUACAUUAAUGCAAAAUAGUAUGGCAACGGAACGUAAAGGUGGUGAGAGCUCGAAGGAUGCAAUAAGUAAAAACGAGCAAGGGAGCAGAAGAAAUUCGCUGGAAGCUCAACAGGACAGUAACAGCGACAAAACUACUGCAGAUCCACAAAUAAACAACAGCAGCAGCUCUGGACAGCGUUUAAGCAUACACAUAAGUAAGGACAAAACAAACCAGAAGGAAAUCAUUAAAAAAAAUGAGGAGGAUUAUGUGCCCGCCAGCUACUAUGAAGAUAGGAUAGAGGCACGGAGAAAAAUUACGGUUAAGUCAUAUCAAGCAGGACCACCUAAGCCAAUAAAGGAUGAACUCAAAAGGUGUAGAGAUCAUUGCGCUUGUAGAGAGAGAGUCGCACAACCAAUAGCUUUUAGAACUAAAGAAGAGAAAGACAUAGAGGAGUACGCUCUAAGUAAUGCCAGAAAUAUGGCGCAAACAAUGGUGCCUAAGUCUAAUAAAAGCUAUGAAGAUAACUCCCUCAAAGCCGACAGCGGCCACGGAUCAGUAAAAAAAAUCAUUGCAGACACAAAAGCAAGUAAGAAAGCACAUGCGAUUGGUACUGUAACAGGCUAUCCGCAGUCUAAUAAAAAUGCCGAACGCAAAACGCAGGGCAGUUUAGACAGAGAAGCACAAGGCUCUGAUUCGGAAAUGCAUUUGGAACAAAGAGCGGCACUUUGCACCGAACUGACCAUGAACGAGCUACUGCCACAGCACUCGCUGCGAACACUGCUGACCAAACUCUCCAGCCCGGAUGGCAAACUCUACGCUGCAGAUGAAUUCACUGCGCAGCCCGAAGAAAUCUUGCGUUUAGCUAAGAUUAAUCAAAGUAAAAUGUUAACGAUGCCAAGCACCGGGAAGCGUAAACUCAGUCCUACCACAGUAAUGGCACAAUCUUUGCAUAUGACGGGUAAACAAUCGAAGUCUGAAAUAAAAUCAGCAGUGGAACCGUUACGACUCGUUAUUGGAAACCGACAACUGAAGUCGAUAAGCAGCACACCGUCUUUGUCCGAGAGUUGUGGUCUCAGUGCGGUUGAAAGCACACUUCAACAACACAACAAAGCGCGUGUCGCAAAUCGACUACACGGAUUAAAGAAUAAAUUUGUUAGGAAAUCCCGUAUACCUUUACCCGUGAACAGUAGCACUUACCGAGCUGAGAAACAGAACAAAACACUAUCGAAGAGCUCGAGCGCGGAGAAGCGCGCAAAUCAACGGCCGCUUAUAGAGCAAAAGAGCGAUUCGAAUCAUCAGAUCACACGAAUCUGGCCUGAGCAAGCCGCCAUAGCAGCACAACACUUAAGACAGGAGAAGACAGCCAGCGACUCUAACGAACUGGGAGCCAAACAACUGAAAAAGUCGCAAUCCAACAUAGAGCUAAGUUGCGCUUUGAAUUACAGUCCGACACGUCCGCGUUUGGAAAGCGGCAAGCAAGAGGAAUUACCGAAACAUUCAAGUCAAGAGUCACAGUUGUCGGCGGUAUCACAGCGAAAGGUGGAAAAUACUAAAGAAAGUUUCGGCAGCUCAAACCCUGAGAAUAUGCAGUUAAAAAUGUUGAAUAUCCUUUCAGCAGCAAAUCAAAGUGCUACAAGCUCGAGCGGACUCUCCAGUGAGUCCUGCAAAACGGACGGCUUGCAGACACAAAACGAGCAGCGCUGCGCACGUUGUAGAGCUUUUUAUAAGAAAACAGGUGCACAUCAAAAUAUCAAAGAACAACAAGCGAACGCAAACGAGCGUCUCAAUUAUGAGCCGCAACCACGUCUCAGUGAGACAUUUAUUCCAGCGACGAUCCACGCCACACCUAAGCAAUGCCGCGCAGAACGCUUCAGCUUAACAGAUGAUCAGCAGACCGAUUCGGACAUAGAAUGUAUUACAGUGGAGUAUGGUGGCAGUGAGGGGGACAACUACACACAAUACCAGGACGAGUUGCUAAGAAAGCAGCAAUUAUGGCGCAAGGGCACGGUUAGGGAGGCGCUUGAAGUUGAGGAGAAAGCUGAGCGCACUAAAAAUCUGCAGCGUACCACGCUAACCGGCGAAUGUUUAGAACGCGCCAUACACUAUCCGACACGCGUGUGGAACGAGGAGCGCAAGCAGCUGAAUUUACAGCGUAAUGGCGCUGGCAUCUUUUGGCCGCUAUAACCUGUAUUAUUUCAGUUUUUACACGAUAAAAAUCUUGCCGGGGGUCAGUAAUGCUAGAAUUUGCCUUUUUCUACAUAUGCUGGAAGCUUGUUAUUGUUAUGUGUGAAAUGUGCAACAAGACAGAUUUUGCCAAACCGUGACAAAUCGGGAUUUAGACGCUUCAACGGAGCCUUUACAGAUUCACAUAACAGUAAGAGCUACAAGCAUAUCAAACAGUUGACAUAUUUGUAAUUAUGCGUUUGAAAAUAUGCAAUAAAAUUGAUAGUCGUAUGAGCUUUCUCUCUCCCACCCAUCUGACUCACACGUAUGAGAGACCAGUCUCAACCAAGCUAAACGCCAAAGACAUGCCUCAAAGUUCACGUGACUAACCCAGAAGGCUACUCGUUACUCCAUCGAUUCACGUGAAAUCCUUGAAUCUAUUGUCGACUCGUUGCUCUAUCGUUGCAUAAGGAAUUCUUGAAGUGGGAUCUAUUGUCGACUAGAAAUAUUCAUCCACAAUAUCGUAAACAAUCUGAUAUAACUAGAUGACUGGACAAAGAAAAUUAGCUUAGAUAAGCAAACGAUCGGGUCCCAAACGAAGAUCAGCCGUCUCUCACGUAAUCCAAUAAAACAAUCCAUAACAGGAAACGUGUCCAAUGUUUCCAAAAAAUUGUACUUUCUGAACGCCCUGUGUAAACCUCUAUAACGACAAACGAUCUCUGGCUGCACCUACAAUUUUUUGUUUGGAGACGACAUUUGAUGCUCGUCUCACUUAAACAAGAAGUUUUUCAUAAAAAAUACUCGUCGAAAUUUAACAUAAAAAACUUUGUAAAAGUAUAAAAAAGCGCAAUUGCAAUUGUAAGUUUUUGCUAAAACUGCGCCACAGACAGAGCUGUGGUAUCUGUGCGAAAAGAAGCACUGAAAGUCACAUUUUGGGCCUUAACUUUCCAAAAAUGGAGUAUUUGCCAAUUUUCAGCGGCGGUUUACCCAAGCGAGCUAAUAGCAGCAGGAAACUGGCCGCCAAUUCUACGCUGCAGAAUAGGGGAAUGCUUUGGCGCAAUAAAAAUAAGCUGCAAAGGACUUUGUCCGUCGUCGAAAUGGAGUACUACCGUAACGCCAAUAGCGCUAUAUAUUUGCCGCGCAAUUUAAGCUCUGCUGAUAUGUUCAAACAAGAACCCAGCACGAAGAUCUUACCGGAUUUCAUGUUACCGAAUUCAAGUCUAACGAAGAAGAAACCCCAACGCCGCCGAAAGCGAAGAUUUUUCGUCUAAGAAAUAUCUAUUUGAAGGGCAGGGAAAGGCGUCCGCAUAGAAAGCGGUCAAUUUGGCAAUACAAUUUGUAAAAUA